AGUUGUUCUGUUUUCCAAUUCUUAGUCUUUAUCAUUCUCAUACACCUAAAGUUAUACCCCGCCCUCUCUCCAUCUCAGCUGACAAACCAGUUUUCUUAACGAGGUCAUCUUACAUCUCAACCCACGAUAACACACCUCAAGUAAUACAUCUACGUCGUACGGAGAUAACCCAACCGUCUAGUUCUUCUUCCCGUCCAUGAAUACUUUCUUUUUUCUCUCAAGACGUUCUGUAUCUUUAACCCGCCAAAAUGUCGAACGAAAUCACAGUCUACAUCACAUCCUACACAUCAACUUAUCAGUUGAUGAAGCAGAUCCAGAAAGUGAUGAUGGUGCUGGACAGUCGUCGAAAGAUGCUCGACUACGACAUCAAGUACGUGGACCUCGCGAUGUACCCUUCGAGUCGAGAGAAGAUGAGAGAAAUAUCCGGCGAUCCCAAGGCCUUACCACCCUGCAUCGCUAACGGCGACGAAUACUGCGGGAGCUAUGACGAUUUCGAAGAAGCCGUGGAAUUGGAAUACCUCAAAAAGUUCCUGAAGCUUCCAGGAUGGGAUGAGGAUGAAAAGAAGAAGGAAGAAGAAGAAAGGGAGAAGGAAAAGCAGGAUGAAGAAAAAGAUGAGGAGGAGGAAGGAGAAAAAGCCGAAGGCGCUGAAGAUGAGAAAGAGAAGAAAGAAGGGGAAGAAAAAGAAGAAGAAGAGGAAUCAACGAAGGGGGAAGACGAAGAGGAUAAGGAUGAAGAGGAGGAAAAGACUGACAAGGACAAAGAAGGAGAUAAGAAAGAAGAGAAAGACGAUAAGGGGAAAUCUAAAUUAAAAGCUAAAGUCGAUUCAGAUAAAAAAGACAAAGUGCCAGAUAAGAAGAAGGACAAGCAAAAGGACGAAGCGUCAAAGAAAGAAGAGGAAAAAGAAAAGAAGGGAGGGAAAGAUAAGAAGGAUGAAAAGAAAGAUGAGAAAAAAGAUGAAGUGAAACUUAUCAAGAAGCCGAAGCUAAAAGCAAAGGUAGACGUUGACAAAAAGGACGACAAAAAGGAAGAUAAGACAAAGGAAGAGAAAGAUAAGAAGGGAAAAGAUGAGGAAAAGAAGGACGACAAGAAGAAAGAUGAUAAGAAGAAAGACGAUAAGAAGAAAGACGAUAAGGAGGAAGAAAAGAAAGACAAAAAAGAAGAAAAGGUAAUAAAGAAACCCAAAUUAAAAUUAAAAGUUGAUACCGACAAAGAAAAAGAAGCUGAAAAGGAAACGAAAGAUAAAAAGGAAGAGUCAAAAGAGAAGGACGAAAAGGAUGAUAAAUUGAAGGACCAAAAAGAAGAGUCAAAGGAUAGUAAAAAGGACAAAAAAGAUAAGAAGGACGAAAAGAAAGGUGACAAAGAUGAAAAAGAAGACAAAUCAAAGGAAGAAAAGAAAGAAGAUGAAGGUAAGGAAGAGAAGGUGCUUAAGAGGCCAAAGUUGAAAACGAAAAUUGAUGUUGACAAGGAAGAAACUAAGGACGAAAAAGAGAAGGAUGAAAAGAAGAAGAAAGAUGAAAAGAAAGAAGAAAAGAAAGAAGAAACCGUCGUAAAGCGACCAAAACCUAAAGCAAAAAUCGAUGUCGAUGAAAAGGAUGAUGCCUCAAAAGAUGAUGAGAAGAAGAAAGAAAAAGACAAGAAAGAAGAAGGAAAGAAAGAGGAAAAGGAGAAGGAGGAAGCAAAGGAAGAAAAGGCUAAGGUAAUAAAAAGACCAAAACUGAAUGCAAAAGUUGAUGUAGAUGAUGAAACAGAAAAGAAAGAUGAAAAGUCAAAAAAUAAGGAUGAAGAAAAAAAAAACAAGAAAGAAGAAAAACCAAAAGAAGAUGAGAAAAAGGAAACAACUGUCCGAAGGCCACGAUUAAAACCGAAGGUCGAUGAUGAAAAAUCGGAAGAAAAGGAGGAGAAGAAAGAGAAGGAGAAGGAGAAGGAGAAGGAAGAAACGGUAGUGAAAAGACCAAGGCCUAAAGCUAAAGUAGAUGUUGAUACAGAAGAUAAAAAGAAAGAAGAGAAGAAGGAAGAAAAGAAGGAGGGCGAAAAAAAAGAAGACGAAAAGAAGGAAGAAACAGUAGUGAAAAGACCAAGGAUUAAAGCUAAAAUAGAUGUUGAUACAGAAGAUAAAAAGGAAGAAGAGAAGAAAGAGGAAGAAAAGAAAGAGGAAACUGUAGUGAAAAGACCCAGACCUAAAGCCAAGGUCGACGUCGAAACCGACGACGACAAGAAAGAAGAGGAGAAGAAAGAGGAGACCGUCGUUCGUAGACCUCGACCCAAAGCCAAGGUGGACGUCGAAGAUGAAGAAAAGAAGGAGGAGAAAAAGGAGGAGGAGGAGGAAAAGAAGGAAGCGAAAGUUAUUCGAAGACCCAGAAUAAAAGCCAAAGUUGAUGUUGAUUAGUUUAAAUAAUAUACUUUCAAAAAAUGCACAAUACUGAACCAAAUUUCAUUUGAAGCAGUUAAUAAACAUUGCAAUCCCCUUCAUAUGCUAUACCCAAAAUUGAAAUGGAAAUUACUGUUCCGAGGUGUAUCCAGAAUCUCAAGAGUGGGGGGGGGGGGGGGGGGGCUGCUCUAAACAAAAUUGAUUGAGUUAUAUAUGAAUAUACCAGAUACAAAUCGGAGGGUGCAAGGGGGGCACCUCUUGCACCCCGUGCCUUAGAUCCACCAUCACAUGCAGUAUAAACGCCAGUGUGCCUUUUUCUAAUUUCUCUCCUUUUUGUGUACAUAAUUAUUGUUUGUGUUUGGAAAUACUGAUCAUGACGCUUGCGAAAUGUAAGGUAUCUAGUGUAAAAAAUAUGCUUCCUUGUGGCAGAUACUGUUUAAAGUUUUAUCUGCCCAGAUCAUCUUUCGUAAAAUCCUCUUGGAAAAAAAUAUCGAAAUAUCGAAAUUUAUCCUUAAAAUUAUUUUGUGAGAAUAAUUAGCAGCAUAUAGUACUUGCAUGUUGGUCACAUCCAUUUAUAUCGUUUUUAUCUAUUAGUGAGUAAUGUUGCCUGAACUGAUAAUAUUCUUUUGCAAGUAUUCACUUUCACGCACCACCCCAGUUUACUGGCCAUAAUUUCAAUUUCUCUCAAUUUAUCUUUCUAUAUUUUAUUUUAAGCUGUUCAGAUUAAAACGAUCGCAAUGACGAAAAAUAUACCUCAUGCAAUUCACUGUAUACUAGUGAAAUAUUUAUUUAUUUAUUCGUCGUUUAAUAUAAAUCGUGAUUGGCAGCCAUCGGCCGAAUUGUUCACAAUUUACAGACACAAUAAAAAAAUACAUGGAAUGUAAUAUUGCAAAUGGUAACUUUAUAGAAAGAAAUGUGCGAAAAUGACAAUGACAUUAUCGUGAAUCUGCACACGACUUUAUAUCUAAACAGCCCAAUAGGGUAUAUUGAAAAUGCCUUUCAGAUGAUAUCUCGAAAGUUUUUAUGGUCGUGUUGAAAGCACACUCAUCAUGCUCUUGUUAUUAUCAACCUUAUCUUACUGUAUAGAAAGCUUCUUUUUUCGGGUAAAACUAUUUUUUUUAAAAACUUCUUCUGAAAUAAUCAUUUUUAUGUUAACAUUUUGAGGUGACUUGGGAACUCCAAAUGUUCGUAAGUUUUUAAGUUAAUCUGAUACGUAAAGCAGAUUUGAAGUUGUUCUCUACUCUAAUCAAAAUUAUCUUUACAUAAUUUAGGAUGCUUGUGCUAUUUUGUCGUAGAUUAAAAUGGAACGGUAGAUGUUUCUAUUCUAUGCACUGUCCUACAUCAAAGGAGUCAUUUCUAAUUAUUGCACAAAGUUUCCCCUUUCACGCAAUUAAAAAUAAAUAAAUGACGGCUUUACUGAUUUUCGUUUUCUUAGCUUAAAAUCAUUAUUAGUUUGCAAUGUUGUUCUUAAUGUUUUUGUAAAUAAUACCGAAGAAAACGUACGCCUUCAGUUACCUAAAGGAGUCAUAAUUAUUAUUUUGUAUAAAUAUCCCUGCUUAUAUAAUUUUUCGACUGCACGAACGGUUUUGUAUAUCAUUGAGUUGUCUGCGUAUAUCUAAUAAAUUUACGUAAUCAGAAA
Strongylocentrotus purpuratus (purple sea urchin) is the source of this 4008-nucleotide messenger RNA. RefSeq names its product cylicin-2. The transcript has 3 exons. NCBI's taxonomy places the organism in Eukaryota, Metazoa, Echinodermata, Echinoidea, Camarodonta, Strongylocentrotidae. The record is from RefSeq and is a predicted model, not a curated record. Gene Ontology annotation, cellular component: cytoplasm. Bases 249 to 2387 code for a protein of 712 amino acids.